AGUGGCGGCUGAGGGUUGGACGCUGCGUCUACUGGUGGGGACGCUUCCCACGCCACCCUGGGACGCUGCCCACGCCGCCCAGCCACUGGACGCCCGUGCCAUACACUUGCGGCUGGGUGAACUGGGAGCGCCCGGGAAUCGAACCAUUGACCCCCGGAACAGGAGACGAGCGCUGUAUCUAUUCAACCUCUGCUCUCCACACGAGGCUACCACAUCGUUGGAGACAGGGCGAGGGUGUGUUGAGUCAUGCCACCGGAGUACCAAACAUUAUCAUCCAAGAAGAAAAUCGGUCAUUGAAAACUAAGGCGGAGCGGCAGCAGUGACAACAAGAGUAGCAGGGAAGAGUGAAGCAGGAGGUUCAUUAGCAGAAAGAGGGGCGAGUAGAGGUAGAAGGAGGGCUCUCAAAUACAAAAGGAAGACGACGAGGUUCAAGCAGGGAGGUCUAAAAUGGCAGGUGCAGGGGUACAGCUGACACUAUGCGGCCUCCUGCUGUACCUGGCUGAGCUGCGCCUCGCAUAUAGGAUCACCACCGUGGACUCAGCUGGUGUGUGCAACGAGACCAUCUGGCUGGAGGACGGGGCCAAGUCUGCCGCCAUCCUCAGACUCACAGCCAAAGACUUCUAUGACUUUGCUCCUCUCCGCUGUCACAUCACCUUCAAGGCCUCGCUCCACCUAUGGUCGGGCCUGACUGGGGUGCUGGAGGAGGUGGACCUGAGGCGUUAUGAGGGCACCGCAGGGCAUCGUCCUCCCCAGACCGAGUGUGUCGACUAUAUCAUGGUGGUGUCGAAGGCAAAGGGGAUUUCCCAGGAGCAGCAAUGCGGGUCUUGGUCAGUUUCGGGUCAGGAGCGACUCACCGACGCGGUCUCCAGGAGGACGCUCUUUGGCAACUGCCCGGACUCUGUAGCCAACGGGAACAGCGUCCAUAGGUGUGGGGUGAUGGAGCUGACGGUAGAGGUGUCGAUAGGGGAGAGGGACCACCGCUUCCUUGGGCAAGACAUCCGCUGGCGUCCUCACCGGGGCUUCACCUUCGUUGUCACCGCCUACAGUUACCCAUACCCAGAGAGAGACUGUGCUGGAGGUCUGCGGUCGUGCGGUACAACUGGAAGUCAUGACCAGAAGACCCACUGCGUCCAUCAGUCUCUGUGGUGCGACCAUCACAUCAACUGCGGCCAACCUCACAACCUUGACGAGAUCUCCUGUCUUGAUGAUGAGAUAUUGGGGGGUCUGGUGACGGUGAUGGUGGGGCCGUGGGUUGGGGCGGCACUCUUACUACUGCUGGUGCUGGGUAUGGUGGUGUACUGGCGCCGUGCCCGACCACCUGCCCCUAGGGAUCACCUACCCCCACAGGAACUCAACUCUUAUGCCGAGUCCUACGAAGUGUCCUCUACUCUCUCCUCCGCCCAUCAUAUGGCGAUUCAGGUUCGUGUUGUGUGUAACUCUGGUCACGGAAUCCACACCCAGCUCUCACACCCCUGGCAGACUUCAGAUCUUCCGCCCUCCUACGAAUCGCUCUUCCCACAGGGUCCGCCCUCUCCCAAGUUCUCCACCAGCACCUCCACCACCACUAUCCCCGCCACCAACUCCGCCACCAGCUUCGACAUCACUACCACCUCCCUCGUCAGCCUCGGCUCCAAUACUAACGCUUCUCCCGCCACUUCCACUUUCUUCUCCAAUACGACGCAGACCUCCAGCAUCGUCAUCCCCAUCAGCGCCAUAUGCAACACUUUAAGCACGUCGGGCGUCUCCACCUCUUCAUAUACCACCACUACAGCCUUCACCACCACCCCUGUCUUCACCAACACAGCCACUAGCACCAACACAACCACUAGCGCCACCACUAGUUCGUCUUUCACCAACACUACAAUGGUUACCGGCUGCUCGGAAUCCACCACCACCCCUACAACCACCCUCUCUGUCGCCUCCUACAGCUCCUCCCCGUCGACUACUACGACAGUGUCUGUCACGUCAGCCGCCAUCAGUGAAGGUCCGGGCACUGUAUCGUCUCAGUGUGAGGCUCAUAGUGCUGACAGACUGACCACUUUCCACUCUGACAACACAGAUUUCGGUAACAGGAGCAAUAGGAGACAUGUCACGCCGACGACGAACCAUACUGAGGUUGGUACCCGCACCAGUAAGGCAUCCACAGCACCCAGACCUGCCCCACCCUACGCCACACCCCCACUUGUAGAACCCGAGGACACAGAAAUUACACCCAGUAAGUCUGUAAACUGUACAUCACCGCCAGAACCAACACCUGAUCAUUCAUGUCCGAGACCCGGUGGUGCAGAGAGCGAGGCGACGGUAGUUAGUGCAGCAAAAGACACCUCAGAGGCGGGACACCACACUAGUACUUGGGACACAGAGACACACUAUUCUACACAGGGGUCACCUUUAUCACUUUCUUUCCUUAUAGAAGACCCUUCGCACGUAGUAGACGAAGUAUUACCGCCGUUCAGUGGAGGAGACACCGAGACCUUUGAGGACACCGUAUCAGCACUCAGUAUAUCAGUGGACACGGGACAGACAGGCACCUCAGUGGACACAAUGUCCACUAGUGUCAUGGGAGGAAGCAACAGCUCGUUGAGUGAUGCACGGGAGGAGGUGCUGAUCACUCCCAUAGAUGAUAUAGCAAUAACAGCCCCAGCGUCGUGUUCUUUCACGCCACUAACAGUUGAUGUUAUUACGUCGACGACAGGUCCUGCACGUGCACCUACAUCGGCAACAGCUGCAGCAGAGAGCGAUUCUUAGGCGACAACAAGUGCAUCAGGUGUUAUUACGUCGACAACUGCAGCAGGUGGUAGUGCAGCGUCGACACCAAACCCAGCUGUGAAUGCCUAUACUCAGUAGACAGGAGACUGUAGACAGCACCACAUACACUCUAACAACCCCGUCAGUCCCGCAGCAGCUAGAGAGGUUCGGUCGUCAUAUCAAGCAGCAUGUGACACUUAAGGGAUACGUAUAUACACAUUGGUCAGAUCCCCCAUCACUAGUUUUAUCACUUAAUGUGUCACGAGAUGCUACAUGACACAUUUAUGUUACAAUACAAACGAAAUAACAGGAUUCAAAAUUUCCCCUCGUCCAUUGUCUAGUUAUUAUUUUUCUCAGGAAGGUAUAAACAUUUUCGUCUAUGGUAUUAGCUUCUACACACACACACACACAACUCCACCAUCCCCUUCCUCCCUCCAUCUACACUCACCCCACCCUACCGCCCCCUUAAACCAGCAGCACUCAAGUCUAACUGCAAAUUAAUAAAUCUGUUGUACAAAUACCAACGUUAAGCUGAACCACACCCACCCACCCACCAUCAAGUUUAGACGAAAGUAGCUCAGAUAUUUGAUAUAUUUUUUCUCCUGGAAAACAUGUGAUAUACUCGUACUUAAGGGGUCAAGUCGGGGGGG
Messenger RNA from Homarus americanus (American lobster), 3398 nucleotides. RefSeq names its product mucin-5AC-like. The transcript is spliced from 10 exons. The coding region runs from base 448 to 2748 and encodes 766 amino acids. The record is from RefSeq and is a predicted model, not a curated record. Lineage: Eukaryota; Metazoa; Arthropoda; Malacostraca; Decapoda; Nephropidae.